CCACAUCCCGGUUUGUUAUUCCAUCCAUAUAGAAAACCAAAGAGAAAUCGAACAGCAUUUUCUCCUUCCCAGUUAUUACAAUUAGAACAAGCUUUUGAGAAGAAUCAUUAUGUUGUUGGUCAAGAAAGAAAGGGUCUCGCCAGUAAAUUACAACUCAGUGAAACACAGGUUAAAGUAUGGUUUCAAAAUAGAAGAACAAAACAUAAGCGAAUGAAAGCAGAGGAAGAAGGU
Molecule: messenger RNA, 231 nt
Organism: Lottia gigantea (owl limpet)
Lineage: Eukaryota; Metazoa; Mollusca; Gastropoda; Lottiidae
Exons: 2
Biological process (GO): central nervous system development; neuron differentiation; regulation of DNA-templated transcription
Molecular function (GO): DNA binding; DNA-binding transcription factor activity, RNA polymerase II-specific
Source: RefSeq, a predicted model, not a curated record